GACUUUUAUUUUGAAAAAAGAAGCAAAAGGCGGAAGUGGUGCGUUGAUUGUGGUCCGUCCGGCCGCAGGAACGUUCCUCUUGGUUCCUUCAGCAGAAGAUGGACUGGACGGAGAACGAUCACGGCUGUAACCACGGACACGCGGGCCACUCCCACAGCCACGGGCCGAGAGCGGCGGCGUUCGGCGGGAUGGCUCCUCCCUUCGCGCCGGCUUUCCACGGGCCGUUUGGCAAAGGCGCAGCCGAUCCGACGAUGGACGUCGCCCAGCAGCCGAAGAAGCGCUCGCACAUGGACGACAGCGGCAGCUGGGACAUCGUCAAGGCAACACAGUUCGGUAUCCUGGAGCGCUGUAAGGAGCUGGUGGACGCCGGAUACGACGUCAGGCUGCCGGACAAAGAGAACGUGACCCUGCUGCACUGGGCGGCCAUCAACAACCGCGCCGAGCUGGUCAAGUAUUACAUUUCCAAAGGGGCGAUCGUGGACCAGCUCGGAGGAGACCUGAACUCCACUCCUCUGCACUGGGCCAUAAGGCAGGGCCAACUCCCCAUGGUGAUCCAGCUGAUGAGAUACGGAGCGGAUCCGUCCGUCGCCGACGGAGAAGGUUACCGCGCCCUCCACCUCGCCAUCCUGUUCCAGCACAUGGCCAUAGCAGCUUAUCUGAUGGCUAAAGGACAGGAAGUUGACGGGCCCGACUGCAACGGACAGACGCCGCUGAUGUUGGCAGCCCAGAAGAUUAUCGGGCCUGAACCCACGAACUUCUUGAUCAAGAACAACGCGUCUGUGAGCGCCGUGGACAAAGUGAAAAGGGACACGCCGCUGCACUGCGCCGUGCUGGCGGGAAAUGUGGACGCCGCCCACAUCCUGCUGGACGCUGGCGCCAGUGUGGACGCAGAGAACAUCAACGGUCACACGCCCAUCGACCUGGCGCACCAGGUUCACAGUCCGCUGCUCAUCCACAUGCUCAACGCCGUCAAACGGGAGAGGAUCCGCUCCAACUCGCGCUGCCUGCGGAUCGUCAACAGAUACAGGGUGAUUCUGCAGGUGUUGCUCUGCACGGCCAUGUUCGGGAGCGUGGGUGCGAUAGUGGACAUGAACUCCGAGUCCUGGCUGCUCAAAGGCAUCCUGCUGGCCUGCGUGAUCGGUGUGGUCAACCUGGCCAUGAGGCAUUUACCGAGUCCGGCCUUCCAGUCUCUCCUCCCGGCUGCAUCCCUCGUGGCAUCAGUGUUCUGGAUGCUCGUCACCUGGUUCCUCUGGUUCCUGCCAGAUGGACCCAGCGCCACAGUGCAGGUUCUGUUCACCCUGAACACCACCGCUCUGCUCUACUACUACCUCCGCACCUGCAGGACAGACCCCGGCGUCGUCAAGGCAACCGAGGAAGAGAAGAAAAUGAACGUGUUGGUGUUGGCUGAAGCCGGUUGUCUGGACCCCAGAAUAUUCUGCACCUCCUGCAUGAUAAAGAAGCCGAUGAGAGCGCAGCACUGCUUCAGCUGCGACGCCUGCGUGGCGAAGCAGGACCACCACUCGGUCUGGACCAACGGCUGCAUCGGUGCGAGGAACCAUCGCUACUUCAUCCUGUUCCUGCUGGCGCUCGUGUUCAUGGGAGUCUGGAUGUUCUACGGUUGUCUCGUGUACUGGUCGACUCACUGUGUGCUGCACUAUGAGGAGCAGGGCGUGUGGGGCGUGGUCUCUGCCCUGGUCGGCUGCUCCCCCUGGGUGCUCAGCAUCUUCCUGCUGGCCUGCUACCACACCUGCUGGUCCAGCUUGAUCCUGCUGCUGCAGCUCUACCAGAUCGCCUUCCUGGGACUGACCACGGCCGAGCGGACGAGCCUGACACUUCACCAGCGGAAGCAGCGGCAGUCCGUCUCCCUCCGACAGAAUCCGUACAAUCUGGGCGUGGUGCGGAACCUGGUCUCCUUCUUCCACCUGCGUUGUUGCGGCCUCGUCAAACCGGCCGUGAUCGACUGGACGCAGCAGUUUCCGCCCGGACGCGAGCAGCCAUUGUUCGGACAGGCCGACCUGGUCUGACCUCCCCGCCGCCGCCGCUGCCUCCCUCUCGCUCAGGGUCAAGGGGUCAAUCUUAUACCGUGGUUCCGGACCAAAAGAAAAGCACAGAUUCUAUUUAUUUAUUUUUUUAUGUGUGGGCUCUUUGUGAAGAAAAGGGCACGACAGGUAGACGUGGACAUGUACAGACUGAUGCGGCCUUAGACCCUGACCAGUGUACGUGAAAUGAAUGAAUCACAAACAUUUUCAUUUGGGUGAACUGAACCUUUAAAAGGCCUUGAAGGUUUGAGGUGUUUUUUUUUUUAUGAUCACGUCAAGCCUGUUUUUUUUUAUCAUCUGUUCUGAAGAGAAAAAGAGAAAAAAAGCAUCUUUGUACAUUGAAACGGUUUCUGACUUUUGUAAGAGGUUGCAUGUGUUUAAUAAUAACGAAUGACCACUAUGGUGAAGCUCAAUAAAGCGAUGUUGUGCCUGUCUUUUCAACAUA
Molecule: messenger RNA, 2484 nt
Organism: Scophthalmus maximus (turbot)
Lineage: Eukaryota; Metazoa; Chordata; Actinopteri; Pleuronectiformes; Scophthalmidae
Gene: zdhhc13
Product: zinc finger DHHC-type palmitoyltransferase 13
Exons: 17
Coding region: 99-2024 (641 amino acids)
Biological process (GO): protein palmitoylation
Cellular component (GO): Golgi membrane
Molecular function (GO): palmitoyltransferase activity; protein binding
Source: RefSeq, a predicted model, not a curated record